AUGACAGGGGUCAACAUCCCACAGCUGGUUGGACUGGAGGAUGGUACGGUGCUGGUGGAAAGCUAUGGUUGGCAACACCUGACUCUGUACUUCAGGCUGCUGCCACAGAUCAACUACAACCACAACUAUAGCUCCUACUACAACCACAACAGCAGCACCUACAUCAACCACUGCAGCUCUUACUACAACAACUGUAGGUACUACGACAACUACAACUGCAGCUCCUACGUCAACUGUUGUGCCUAUGACCACUACAUCUACCGUACCUACAACAACUACAGCUCUUACUACAAUAACUGUUGCUCCUACAAUCAGCACAACAAAAGCUGCUACGAAAACCCUUACAGAAUCACCCACCACAACAGGACCAAGCAGCGUGGUAACGGGCAACAGCAAGAGUUGCAGCAGGAGAAGGAACAGAGGCAGCAGCAGCAGGAACAGCAACAGCGAGGUCAGGAUUUCGGGACAUGGGAGCAGAAUCUGGACUACACAACUUGGGAGGAGAUAGACAGCCUUGCACGUCCUGUGCCAUCUCAGCACUACAGUGCUCCUAGCAGUGCUAACCGUGGCGAGAGUGGUGCUGGUCAGGCACUGUGUUAUGCGGUGGUUCGCACUGUGUCUCCACACCUACUACGCAACCUACAACACCUACAACAACCACAACACCUACUACGAAACCACAACACCUACUACAACAACCACAACUACAACAACUACAACUGUACCUACUACCACUACAACUGCAGCAACUACUACACAACUACAACUCCUACUACGACAACCACAACUGCAGCAACCACCUACUCCUACAACAACUGUAGCUCCUACGACCACCACAACUGCAGCACCUACUACGACAACUACAACACCUACCUACGACAACCACAACACCUACUACAGCACCACACAACUACACGCAACCACAACACCUACUACAACAACCACAACUGUACCUCCUACGACAACCACAACUGCAGCUCCAACUACAACAACUGUAGCUCCUACGACCCCCACAACUGCAGCACCUACAACGACAACUGUAGCUCCUACGACCACAACUGCAGCACCUACUUCAACAACUACAACUGCAGCACCUACUACGACAACUACAACAAACUCUACUAUGACAACCACAACUGUAGCUCCUACGACAACCACAACUGCAGCUCCAACUACAACAACUGUAGCUCCUACGACCACCACAACUGCAGCACUUACUACGACAACUACAACCGAAGCUGCUACGACAACCACGACUUCAGCGCCUACUACGACAACCACAACACCUACUACGACAACCACAACUGCAGCUCCAACUACAACAACUCUCCUACGACCACCACAACUGCAGCACCUACUACGACAACUACAACACCUACUACGACAACCACAACACCUACUACGACUGUAGCUCCUACGACCCCCACAACUGCAGCACCUACAACGACAACUGUAGCUCCUACGACCACAACUGCAGCACCUACUUCAACAACUACAACUGCAGCACCUACUACGACAACUACAACCGAAACUGCUACAACAACCACGACUUCAGCACCUACUACGACAACUACAACACCUACUACGACAACCACAACACCUACUAUGACAACCACAACUGUAGCUCCUACGACAACCACAACUGCAGCUCCAACUACAACAACUGUAGCUCCUACGACCACCACAACUGCAGCACCUACUACGACAACUACAACCGAAGCUGCUACGACAACCACGACUUCAGCGCCUACUACGACAACCACAACACCUACUACGACAACCACAACUGCAGCUCCAACUACAACAACUGUAGCUCCUACGACCACCACAACUGCAGCACCUACUACGACAACUACAACACCUACUACGACAACCACAACACCUACUACGACAACCACAACACCUACUACGACAACCACAACACCUACUACGACAACCACAACACCUACUACAACAACCACUGCAUCUCCUACAACAACCACUGCAUCUCCUACAACAACCACUGCAUCUCCUACAACAACUACAACUGUAGCUCCUACGACCACCACAACUGCAGCACCUACUACAACAACUACAACACCUACUACGACAACCACAACACCUACUACGGCAACCACAACAACUACUACUGCAACCACAACACCUACUACGACAACCACAACUGUACCUCCUACGACAACCACAACUGCAGCUCCAACUACAACAACU
This is a messenger RNA of Oncorhynchus nerka (sockeye salmon), 2208 nucleotides long. RefSeq names its product mucin-3A-like. The transcript is spliced from 8 exons. The record is from RefSeq and is a predicted model, not a curated record. The annotation marks the transcript as partial. NCBI's taxonomy places the organism in Eukaryota, Metazoa, Chordata, Actinopteri, Salmoniformes, Salmonidae.